AUGUACGGGAUCGUUUACACCAAACCCUGCGACAACCCCAAAAGUGCCAACUGCAUCUCACCGUUCCUGGCCUCUAACCCCAAACUGCAGUUGAGCAUCUACACAUCGCUGAGACCCAACACAGAGGGAGGACACACUUUGAUUCACACAGAAGAGGUCUUUGACAUCAGCACAAAGAUUGAAAGGAUGAUUAAUGUCUCGCUACCGAAAAAAACUCGAAACAACGGGACAUUGUUCGCCCUGAUAUUCCUCCAUCAAGCAGGCGUCAACCCCUGGCAGGACCACAGACAGGUCCACCUGGUUGCUCAGCUCACCACAUACAUGAUUCCCAAAGCUCCAGAGGUCUCCCUUAUAGCUGGAGAGGACCAAACACCGGAUGUAAAAGAGUCCCAGCAAAAUAACAAGGCAGGUGCGGAUGGAGCAGCUUCUUCGUCCUCUGACCAGCCAGUCUCUCAUUGGCGUUCACGGCUCACUUUUAACGUUGUUGGAGACCACUUCAUAUUCGACAGAGAGUACCUGCCCGGCGAUGUCCACAGAUACCUCAGAGUGUUUCAAAAUGGCAAGAAAAUGGUGUAUCUCCCACUGUUGUUCGUGGACGAGCUCAGUAACCGGGUCAAGGAUCUAAUGGAGAUAAAUAGUACGUCUGCAGAGCUGCCUCUCACCCUCACGUACGACUCCAUCUCGCUGGGCAGACUGCGCUUCUGGAUCCAUAUGCAGGACGCCGUCUUCUCUCUGCAGCAGUUUGGCUUCACGGAGAAAGACGCCGAUGAGAUCAAAGGCAUCUUUGUGGACACCAACCUGUAUUUCUUGGCUCUGACAUUUUUUGUAGCUGCUUUUCAUCUCUUGUUUGACUUCCUUGCCUUCAAAAAUGACAUCAGUUUUUGGAAGCAGAAGAAGAGCAUGGUGGGGAUGUCCAGUAAAGCAGUGCUGUGGCGAUGCUUUAGCACCAUAGUGAUUUUCCUGUAUCUGUUUGACGAGCAGACCAGCCUGCUCGUGCUCAUCCCCGCAGGCGUCGGCUCCAUCAUCGAAGUGUGGAAGGUGAAGAAAGCCUUUAAGAUUCAGGUUUUCUGGAAAGGAGGAAGGCCAACAUUCCUGUUUGGAAAGCUUGACGAAUCUGAAAGAAGAACCGAAGAAUAUGACACACUGGCAAUGAAGUAUCUGUCCUACCUCCUUUACCCGCUGUGCUUUGGAGGAGCCAUAUAUGCGCUCAUUUUCCUCCGAUACAAGAGCUGGUACUCAUGGGUGAUUAAUAGUUUGGUUAAUGGCGUGUAUGCAUUCGGUUUUCUCUUCAUGCUUCCUCAACUAUUUGUUAAUUAUAAGUUCAAAUCCGUGGCCCAUCUGCCUUGGAAAGCAUUUAUGUAUAAGGCGUUUAAUACCUUCAUCGAUGAUGUCUUUGCCUUCAUCAUCACCAUGCCAACGUCUCACAGACUUGCCUGUUUCCGAGAUGACGUUGUGUUUCUCAUCUACCUUUACCAGAGAUGGCUCUAUCCAGUGGACAAGACUAGAGUUAAUGAGUAUGGAGUUUCCUAUGAUGAGGAACCUAAGAGUAAAUCACACAAGGACUGA
Knipowitschia caucasica is the source of this 1566-nucleotide messenger RNA. Lineage: Eukaryota; Metazoa; Chordata; Actinopteri; Gobiiformes; Gobiidae. The record is from the annotation of a GenBank genome assembly.